AAUUCUGGUGCGCUUGAUACAAGACGCCCGAAUUCCCGUCGUAAAUGAAUGGCGCAGUGCGUCGCUUUUCUUCUUCCGCCAAUCACGCGGCGCGUUGACCCAAAUAACGCGAUUACUUUGAGCAUUUGGAGAACAGACCUGCACGGAGCGAUGAGAGGAAGAGUCUGGGAAUUUCUAUAUGGUAAAUUAUGCAAAUGUACACCUCGGCAUUAUGGGUAUAGCAACAUGAAAGAUGAUAGAAGAACAAAGCGUAACAAUACAGCGGCUGUCUAAUGUCUGCUGCUCUUCUGAAUGACCGUUAGGUGAAUGCGAAUCUCCUCAAAUGUCCCAAGCGGACAGCGAGGUUUGAAGCCGCCACCGAGUGGUGAAUCUGUUAUUGUGAGCCGAGGAGUUUGCACAGCCUUGCUUCUGUUACAUUGAGCUUUUGAAUCCCCUGCGGAGCUUUCGGAAAGGAGUCGGAGUGACCAGAAUGGCCAAUAUAGCAGUGCAACGCAUCAAACGUGAAUUUAAAGAAGUCCUCAAGAGCGAGGAGAUAAGCCGAAACCAAAUCAAGGUCGACCUCGUGGACGGAAAUUUCACCGAACUGAGAGGAGAAAUCGCAGGACCUCCGGACACGCCAUACGAAGGAGGGAGGUACCAGUUGGAAAUCAAAAUCCCCGAGCCGUAUCCGUUCAGUCCUCCAAAAGUUCGGUUUAUUACUAAAAUUUGGCAUCCCAAUAUCAGCUCGGUGACCGGCGCAAUUUGCUUGGAUAUUCUCAAGGAUCAGUGGGCAGCCGCCAUGACCCUCCGGACGGUGUUGCUAUCGUUGCAAGCGCUGCUGGCGGCUGCGGAACCGGACGACCCACAGGAUGCGGUGGUGGCAAAUCAGCUGAAGCAGGACCCGGAGAUGUUCAAGCAGACGGCCCGCCUCUGGGCACACGUGUAUGCCGGUGCACCCCCGUCGAGUCCCAAGUACACCAAGGACAUCGAAAAGCUCUGCGGGAUGGGCUUCGAAAGAAACGCCGUCAUCGCUGCCCUCUCGUCCAAGUCCUGGGAUGUGGAAUCGGCCACCGAGCUGCUUCUAAUGAACUGAGGAGCGACCCGUUUUGACUGGACAACAAGCACCACACUUUUUUGGUUCCUUAGAAAUGCUGUCCUGUUCCCAUUUAAUAUUGUUGUCUUUCCGAAUAUGAAAAAAUGUGCUGUUGUAAAAACGAUCGGUUGAGAAGUGAGCGCUGGGUGUCUUCUAUAAAGCAUUAACGGGCAGGACUCAAAGUUCGACUCAGUUUUUCUUACGGGCAGUUGGAAAAUAUUUUGUUGCGGUGGAGAUCCAUUAAUGUAGUACCUUUUAGAACAAUCGAUUUGGCUCUGUGAGCAACAGAGAAUUGGUUAUCAAAAUUCGAAAGAAACGGCAAGACAGCAUAUUGACUGGGCUGAACCUGCAAGACGAACCCCGCUUGUCUUGCGUCAUCUGAGACUGCCGUUAGCUUAGAAUGUAAAGGAGAGGAGAGGGGUGUCCAGCUCCGGUCGUGGAGGGCUGCACAGGCUGCAGAUUUUCAUUCCUUCCACCCUGUUAAUUAUUCGCCAAUUACUAUUGAUAAUGAAAUGAAUACUUUAUUACACUAAUUUUAACUGA
Messenger RNA from Erpetoichthys calabaricus (reedfish), 1615 nucleotides. Its product is annotated as ubiquitin-conjugating enzyme E2 K-like. Gene Ontology annotation, molecular function: ubiquitin conjugating enzyme activity; protein binding. Gene Ontology annotation, cellular component: nucleus. Lineage: Eukaryota; Metazoa; Chordata; Cladistia; Polypteriformes; Polypteridae. Bases 470 to 1072 code for a protein of 200 amino acids. The record is from RefSeq and is a predicted model, not a curated record. Gene Ontology annotation, biological process: protein polyubiquitination; proteasome-mediated ubiquitin-dependent protein catabolic process. The transcript has a single exon.